Messenger RNA from Coniophora puteana RWD-64-598 SS2, 2951 nucleotides. RefSeq names its product ribosomal protein S5 domain 2-like protein. Gene Ontology annotation, cellular component: cytoplasm. Bases 1 to 795 code for a protein of 264 amino acids. NCBI's taxonomy places the organism in Eukaryota, Fungi, Basidiomycota, Agaricomycetes, Boletales, Coniophoraceae. Gene Ontology annotation, biological process: regulation of translational initiation. The record is from RefSeq and is a predicted model, not a curated record. The transcript has 6 exons.
AUGACCACAACUGCCCACACCCUCGAUGCAUAUGUGAACUCGUCGUCCUCGCAGAAGUACACGCCUCUUGCAGAAUCUCAGGAAAUACGCGACCGUGGCUCAAUAUUCUCUGCUACGAUCUUUCGCGCGCAGUCACCCACAGAAGCGCGUAACGCGAUCGCGCAUCUCAAGCGCUUCAUACAUGCCGAACGUCCUGCGUACGAGAUUGCUGCGUGGCGUUGCAUGAUCCUUAAGUCAGGCAAGAAUGGGCUAGGUGGACCUGAUGACUUUGAGCUUGCAGAAGGAUACGAUGAUGGAGGCGAGAAAGGCGCAGGGAUACGCGUGCUCAGCACGAUGAGGCGUGAGGGUAUCGUGGAUAAUGUUGUCAUCGUCAGCAGAUGGUUCGGGGGCACCAUGCUGGGUCCAGUGCGGUUUUCGCACAUAGAAAUAUGUGCUGGCGAAGUAUGCAAGCGACUACGGAAAACCGAGGAAAUGGAGGAGUGCCUCUCAACUCUUCGUACGCUUGAUGACCUACUCGCGGACCUCAGGGAAGAGUUUGCGAAAAUGACGGAGCCCACCCCCAAGCCAAUCGACACCUCCGAUGCAGCGCAGGAGUCGUUAGCACCGAAGCAGCCCAAGGCCGCUCUUAGAACCAAGAAGCCCGACUAUUCGUCUCUGGAAAGCACUAUGGAUCUUGCCCGCGCACGCAGACUAGUGACUGCCAGGGAGGGGGCAAUUAAGAGCGUCAAGACCAUGAUUGAGAAGAAGAGGAAGGAAGGAAGUCAUGCAGACAUGCGCAACUCCACUAUCAAUUAGGCUCAGUUACACGCGUGGUUCAAUGGUACAGAUGGCCUCUACACACCGUCAGACUAAGAUUUUUGACCGAUAUCCAGACUUCAAAUACCCACAGGCCUUUCGCAACAUGGAAUACACUUCAAGUAGCGAGGUGAUGUUGCAGAAUAGGACCAUCAGCUGUACUCGAUCUAAGACAACGAACAGGACUUACGCGCGCCCGUACAUGCGCACGUCGAGGAUACCUUCUUCGGGCCCGGAUCCGAGUCGGCGCCUUACCGAGGGGGUCUGACCUCACAUCACCGAAAAUCUAACAACCGUCUCUUCGUUAACGGAAACGUGAAACCCUGUGGCUCUGCUCCGCAAUAUAUUGAGUCGAAUGAUCGGGGAUAUGCAAUAAUCCGUAUCUCUGUAGAAGGGUUUCGUCUUCGAGUUGGGGCUUGUCAUACAAUGGGGACAACAGGCAGGCAUUUGGCAUUGAAAUAUUGAAGUAGGGUUCGCUAAUACUCCAUGUGAUGAUGCCCCAUGCCCUCUGAUCAUGAAUUAACAUGUCUGUAGAUUCGUGACACUUAUUGUUGUCCGCUUUGACACAAGUGAGGUCAGGGACGUACUGGUAGUUUAAAGGGUUGGGAGUGUCGACGAUGUCAACCCAGAAGGACCAUCCAAUGUAUGCGUAAAUAGGUGCAGUGCGAUCUAUGUAUUAAUCGUGUAAAUUAUCAUUUAUGACUCUAUGGGGAGAGCAGACCCAAUGGCAAAGAACAGAGCAACCGAGAGGUUACCAAAAGCCUCUGAUGAAACCAAACACCUUGUCCUUCGCCGAUGCAGGCAUCUCCUCUUCUUUGGCUUUCCGCUGUUGCACCCUCGAACUUGCAACAUUCCUACGGUCCACCGAACGCACCGCUGCAUCCCAAACCUGAUCCGACUCGCGGGUAUCCUGCUGCCCUAAUGUCGCACCUGGAGUAUAUCCAGAACUAGACGUCCUAGUGAGCGAGAAGCCCGAGUGGGGACCGUCUUCAUCGAUAAAGCCAGCGUUGGCUGCCUGCUCAGCCUGGAGGCGUGCGCUAGCCCUGACUCCCUCGAGCAAACGCUCUCGCUGGGAGCUCUUGGAUGCCUUUGAUUUCUUUGGUUUAGCAAUCGGUUGCGACCCCUCGACCUGGGCGCCGGCCUCCCAUGUCUGCCUGGCAUCGUUGGAAAGCGGGGUAUCCGAGAGGGAUAUAGGCUCUGAAGGGGAAGAACUCGCCGGAUCCGGAAUAGGCGUCCAUUCGGCUUCACUUAUACCAGCGGCAUCUUUGGUAGUUGCCUCGACGGUCUCGGGUGAUGACGUUGGUUCAACAGGAACGGGAGGAGGGAAGGACGGAUCCGGCCGGCCGAGAUCUUUUGCCCAUCGAGAGAGCGCUUGGCGCAUAAAUUCGCGGUCAGCGUUCGGCGGUUGAGGGACGUUAGCACCACUUUCGGUGUAAGGAGAAGAAGCGUUAAGGGGAGUAAGCUGCGCAAAGCCACCCCAGUUAUAAAAGGCUUGACCAAAAGCCUUGUACGAUGUCUGGCUAUAUGUCUUCGGUGCAUUUGAGUGGAAGGGAUGCUCACGAGCAGUCGGCUCAAUAACCACAUCGAGUUCGUGAACCCUCUCAGUUCUCUCGGACGACGCUAUAUUUGAUGUCUGCAUGUUUUGAGGUUCCAACAAGUCCUUGAGUUGUUCAAGUCCAACUCCAGGUCCGGUCACAUCCUCCGGAGCAGAAAGGGGCACCUUGAGAGAUACCCGCCCUCCAGUCACCUUGACGCGGUCCAUUGACUCUUGGGAGAGAAACUCGGCGAAUAUAGCAGAUUGAUACGCCGUCGGUUGUUCUGAAUCUCGGAGGAACUGGUAUUCCCGCAAUGGGCCAAACUUUCGCUCAAUGGCGCGAAUGACGGAGAACGCGUCGGCCAUGUUCAUUUCGUGCAUGCGCCCCGAGGCACGAAUGUAAAUAGUAGGGCGGCGCCUGCGAUCCACCGGUCUCGGUUUUGCUGGGCGUGUUUCGGCUUCUGCUACGCGGGGUGGAACAUCUCCUGGAGCAGCCUCUGAGGUGUCUACAGCUGCGUAUGCGCGACGCUGUGAAGCAUAUGCAAGACGGCGAGUCGCCUGUCUGCGCGUUGCGGGGAGCAUUGAGAGAGAACGAGAGCGAGACCCAGUAGACGCGACUGUG